CAAUCAUAAAAUUAUAUUCAUCAAUGAGGUAAUAGCUCUACUUCAUUAAACCUGUAAAUCAUUUGUCCUAUAGAAAUCAAUCAAUAAAACAAAGCUUUAGUCAAUAAUAAAGUGAAGAAUCAAAAUCAAAAAGUCAAAAUCGAUUAUCAAAUAUCAAAAAAAAACCUGCUCCAAUAAUAACCUAAGCUAUUAAUUCUCCUAAACUAAAAAGGAUAAACAAUUAGUAUAAAUAAUAAUAAUGAUAUAGAUUGAGAAUUCUAAAAAGUAAUAAAGUUGACUUACCUUCCAUACCUUCUCCUUAAUUGUAAUAAUAAAGUGAUUAAUCUUUCUCUAAAAUUAAAAGCUUUGAAAAUCUUAAUAUUCAAAUGAGAUAGUCUACCCCAAGAAGAUUUAAAUCUGAUGAACCUAACAUAAGUGAACUUGGUAAUUAACCAAAAAAAACUAUACGCUUCAGUUAACAUAGUAAUAUUAGAUUGAGAAAUGAUUCAGCAAAAGCAAGAAAUAAUUCUAAUUAUAUUCCAAUUCAAAAAACUUAAACUGAACCUAGUGAAAUUAUUCAUUCUCCAAUAGUGCAUUUACCAAAAAGAGAUUUUGAUGAUUCAAGAGAAAUAUUAUAUUAAUUACAAAGAGGUUACUCAAAGGAAAAAUAAUCAAUUUUGAAGACUGAACCAGAUGAUCCCUAUAGAAUUCGUAGUGAUUGUGAAAAUAGAAACUCUACAAGUCUCAAAAGAUAAUUUGGACAUUAAUGUAUUAAUGAAUCUUAAAGAUUUCCUACAAAACAUCAUAUUGAUAUGCCAUGUGAUGAUGAAUUUUCUAUGUUUUUUAAAGAGGAUGAUAAUGGUAAUAAUUUUAAAAAUACACAAAAAAAUACUAACCAUUCAAAUUAAAUUAGUCAAUAAACUAAAGAAAAAAUAUUAGAUUUACUCUUUCUAUCAACUGGGGAAUUAAAAAAAAAAUUUAAUGAAUAAAGUAAAAUAUAAUAUUCAAAAAUCACUAACAAAAUAUAAUAAAAUAAACCUAUAGUACCAAAAAAUAGAUUUCCAAAUGAUUUUUUUAAUGUUUUGAAUUCUAAUGAAUCUCAAUUAUUUUGA
Messenger RNA from Paramecium sonneborni, 1091 nucleotides. The record is from the annotation of a GenBank genome assembly. Lineage: Eukaryota; Ciliophora; Oligohymenophorea; Peniculida; Parameciidae.